Messenger RNA from Hordeum vulgare subsp. vulgare (domesticated barley), 642 nucleotides. RefSeq names its product protein SPIRAL1-like 1. The coding region runs from base 114 to 416 and encodes 100 amino acids. The record is from RefSeq and is a predicted model, not a curated record. Gene Ontology annotation, cellular component: cortical microtubule, transverse to long axis. The transcript has 3 exons. Gene Ontology annotation, biological process: cortical microtubule organization. Lineage: Eukaryota; Viridiplantae; Streptophyta; Magnoliopsida; Poales; Poaceae.
AAAGGAAACCAACAACGCAAGCGCUUCCUCACCACCACUCCCACCACUCCGAGCGCCUCCUCCUGUCUCGUCCUCGUCCCCCGUCCCCUCGUCGGCGCCCGAUCUAAGUCAAGAUGAGUCGUGGCGGGAGUGCUGGUGGUGGUCAAAGUUCUCUGGGUUACCUGUUUGGAGAUGGUGAGCCUGCAAAGCCUGCUGCAGCACCAGCUGCGAAGGCCCCACCUGCUGAGAAACCAGCACAAGCACCUGCUGAUGUAGCCAAGCAGGUUCCAGCUGGCAUUCCAGGUAGCCGGGCGAACAACUAUUACCGUGCAGAUGGCCAGAACACUGGCAACUUCCUUACGGACCGUCCUUCAACUAAGGUUCAUGCUGCCCCUGGCGGUGGCUCGUCCCUGGGCUACUUGUUUGGCGGAAAGUGAUGUUAAUGAUGCUGCUUGAUGAACGAUGAAUCGGCCUGUAUCUCUGUUAUCCAUGUGGUGAAAACUGGAAAGUGUUUGGUUUCAGCAGUUUACCACCUGCGUCGAUGUACUCUGUCUGUAUGGUUCAUUGUGUCCAGGCUGACCUCCUGCUUGGAAGCCAGCUUGCCUAAAACCUGUCGCUUUCAAACUAAUCGUUUUCAUCUCAAAAGUUGGUGUGCCUAAUUCA